Molecule: messenger RNA, 1715 nt
Organism: Nymphaea colorata (pocket water lily)
Lineage: Eukaryota; Viridiplantae; Streptophyta; Magnoliopsida; Nymphaeales; Nymphaeaceae
Product: diacylglycerol O-acyltransferase 3
Exons: 3
Coding region: 133-1341 (402 amino acids)
Source: RefSeq, a predicted model, not a curated record
CCACAUAGAGCUGCCACGAUUCCCUUCCUCUCUCCUCCUAACAGUCAAGAAUUGCAACCGCCUGAUAGGUGGAGAUUUAUUUGCUUCUCCCGAGAGAGAUCGAGAGAGAGAGAAAGAGAGAAGGGGUGGAGGAUGGAGGUGGUUGCCGGUGGUCAGGCCUCCCGGCUUUUCACCGGCGGAGGUCAAGCAAGCUCGUCCCGUGGCAGGGCGAAACCUCAAUUGAGGGAGUCCGUCCGCUGUUUCUACGGGACGGCCGUCCUGGGAUGGAAUCGCCGCGGCGCAUCCUCCCGCCCUCGGGGAUCAAGUAGCGUCUCCGCCGGGGUUUCUUACGGGUGUGUUUCGUCCGGGGUCAGAAUUUCCACGUUUUCUGAUGACGGACACCUUCGGUACUAUGCUCGGAAGGGACCGUUCGCGAGGGCGGAGAGGACAGCGGAGUGCGAGUCCGAGAGGAAGAAGGAAAAGGAGAAGAAUAAGGACAAAGAGGGGAAGAGGAGGAUGAAGUUAGUGAAGGGAUUGGCUGAUAAUCUGCGGGCUUUUGCCGCUAUGGAUUUCGCCAUUGGGAACGGUGAGGAUUUGGCGGGAGACGUCAGGGCCAAGACGAUGGCGGAAGCUGCGCAGGCUCUACUCACUCAGUUGGAAGCGCUGACAGCUGAGGAGAUGGAGAUGAUGAGGAAACAGAAAGCGGAAAGGGUGGUACCCAGGAAAGCUCAUGCUAAGAUGGAAAACGAAGACGGGAGGGCAGAAGAAGAGGAUUCGUCCAGCAGCAGUAGUUGCUCCUCUGAGUCCUCAAGUGACAGUGAGUGCGGCGAGGUGAUUAGCAUGAAGGAUCUUCGGGUCGCUGCUGCACAACAGCACAGAACAGAGCUUCGUGAAGAAUUGCAGCAACGACCACCUUUGCUGCAAGUUGUCGGGUGCCAGACGGCGGCACCAAUGGACCCUCAAAUUCAUCUACUUGAAUCGUCGACGAUGCAAGUGGAAGCGUCCAUCGAAGCAGCUCCGGCAAUCGCAGCAGCUCCUGAAGAAGCAACUGAAAAAACGAAAAUCGAGGUCUGCAUGGGAGGGAAGUGCAAGAAAUCAGGGGCUCAGCAGGUGGUGGAGGCAUUCGAGAGGGUCUUAGGAGCAGGUGGAGCCGUCUCAGUGUGCAAAUGCUUGGGGAAGUGCCGCGAUGGGCCUAACGUCAGAGUGGUGUCGAGCACAGCUGCUACUAGCACCACCAAUGAGGAGGGAGUCAUGGAAGACCCUGCAACUGCACCAAUUUGUGUGGGAGUAGGAUUGCAGGAUGUUCAAGUGAUUGUGGCAAAUUAUUUUGGGGACAAAGAACCGGGUCUUUUAGCAGUUUGAACAAAAGCAGUACAAAAAACUUACCUGUGAACAGGUUUGCGGUUCCUCAACUUUGUCUGCAUGCCAACCAUGGCUGUCGAUGGCUGUUCUCAACGGGUGAUGUUAACAGAUGGAUACUAUGGGACAUGAUAAACGAUGGACUGGAACAAGUUGGCUUCAGCUUAUUGUUUCAUCGGAUGAAAAUUGGUUGUUAUUUUUCGUGUGUCGUGCUAUUAUUAUUUCAAAGAACAGAAUAGUUAGUAAUCUUAAGUUUAAAGGCACAUAUGAGAAACGCAAGUCAGAGUGAAACUCUAGUGAUUUUAUGCAAGAUUGAGCAUAUGCAUGUGACCUAAUAUGUAAAAAUCAUCAGAAGGAAUCAAGUUUUAUUUUGUGUU